Messenger RNA from Silurus meridionalis, 4608 nucleotides. It is a transcript of the gene prkacab, whose product is annotated as protein kinase, cAMP-dependent, catalytic, alpha, genome duplicate b. The record is from RefSeq and is a predicted model, not a curated record. Gene Ontology annotation, cellular component: nucleus; cAMP-dependent protein kinase complex. Lineage: Eukaryota; Metazoa; Chordata; Actinopteri; Siluriformes; Siluridae. Gene Ontology annotation, biological process: peptidyl-serine phosphorylation. Gene Ontology annotation, molecular function: cAMP-dependent protein kinase activity; ATP binding; protein kinase A regulatory subunit binding.
UUUGGUGAAGUGUGAUGUGCGUUGAUCAUUCACUUUUGGCCACGCUGGAGACGGUGAUGUGUAAUGGGAUUCUGGAUCGGAGGUGGGAUCUGUCACUCUGAGAUCUGGCCAAUGCGCAUCGCUCCAUUCGCCGUUGCGCGCACGUGUGCGUCCAAUCUCAUGGCUCUGUGCACCUGCUUGUCUCCCGGCGAGAGGCGGGACGUGGAAGCGGAACGGUCUCCUGGUUGCAUUUCUCCGUGAUGCUGCUGGUUCUGCUCUGGCGUAGUUCUGUUUUUCCAUGACCGACUUUAUUAUCGGUGUGUUCCGGAGAUCUGAGAGAGGGAAGCGGCGGAGGAGUUAUCUGCUGAGGAGCCGUGAACGCGGCGGACAUCGGGGGGAUUGAGGGCGCAGAGGGGCCGGGGGGCCCGGGCUCGCUCCGGCCUAAUGCGGAUGGAUGGAUGGAUGGUGGGAGCGACCCUGUGAGUGGUAGAUAACGCUAUCACGCGCCUCUGAAAAUCAUCGCCUUUCUAAUAAACCGCUUCCAAAUCCGGAUUAUUUGGAGACAGAACCGAAACCGGUGUCCUGCGCUCGGGGUUCCACGUCAUGGGAAACACACCGGCCGCCAGGAGGGGAAACGAGAUGGAGAGUGUUAAAGAGUUCUUGGCCCUGGCCAGAGAAGACUUCCUCAGGAAAUGGGAAAAUCCUGCUCAGAAUACGGCAUCUCUUGAGCAGUUUGAUCUGUUAAAGACUCUGGGAACAGGCUCGUUUGGCCGCGUGAUGCUGGUCAGACACCGGGAGAAUGGCCAACACUAUGCCAUGAAGAUCCUCAACAAGCAGAAGGUAGUGAAGCUGAAGCAAAUUGAACACACUCUGAAUGAGAAACGCAUCCUGCAGGCAGUCAGCUUUCCUUUCCUAGUACAGCUCGAGUUCUCCUUUAAGGAUAACACUAACCUGUACAUGGUGAUGGAGUAUGUUCAGGGAGGAGAAAUGUUCUCACACUUGCGCAGGAUCGGCAGGUUCAGCGAACCUCAUGCUCGCUUUUAUGCAUCUCAGAUAGUUCUGACGUUUGAGUAUCUUCACUCUCUGGAUCUCAUCUAGGAUCUGAAACCAGAAAACCUCCUCAUCGACCAGCAGGGCUACAUACAGGUGACAGACUUUGGCUUUGCGAAGCGUGUUAAAGGUCGCACAUGGACACUGUGUGGCACACCUGAGUACCUGGCUCCGGAGAUCAUCCUCAGUAAAGGUUAUAAUAAAGCAGUAGACUGGUGGGCUUUGGGAGUGCUGGUGUACGAGAUGGCAGCCGGGUAUCCCCCGUUCUUCGCAGAUCAGCCAAUCCACAUCUACGAGAAGAUCGUCUCAGGAAAGGUACGUUUUCCCUCACAUUUUAGCUCAGAUUUGAAGGAGCUCCUGCGCAACCUGCUACAGGUCGACCUCACCAAGCGCUACGGCAACCUGAAGAACGGCGUCAACGACAUUAAGGGUCACAAGUGGUUCGCCACCACAGACUGGAUCUCUAUCUACCAGAGAAGGGUGGAGGCUCCAUUUAUCCCUAAGUGCAGGGGUCCGGGGGACACCAGCAACUUCGAUGACUAUGAGGAAGAGGAGAUCCGGGUGUCCCUCACCGAGAAGUGCGCUAAAGAGUUCGCCGACUUCUAACACGCCCGAGCGAGUGAGCGAGAAUUAGCAUGAUGGAUGUUUUUAUUUCUGUUUGUAGAAUCAGUGCGAGCAGCUACAAGGGGUCCAGCGACGAGCCGGAAAGGACAGACACCGUUGCCUUCGUCAUCCCGUUUCCUCGUCCACGUUUAGCACGUCAACCCUUGCUUUUUUUUUCAGUGCACGCGCUGUGUCCUCACGGCGACAGAGACACGCUCAACUAGACCAGUCCUCUCCUCUGGGAGCGCUCAACUCCACCCACUUACUCCACCACAGACUGUUGCAUAACAAAUUAAUGCUUUGUGUUCUUUUUAGGCCUGUGCAUCGCUGUACUGUUCUCGGUGCGUUGAAAGGAUGAUGGUGAGAAAAAAGCCAUGAUUCAAUAAUGUUUAUAGUGUCAAGUAUAGAGCUAAUUACCAUAUUAUUAUUAUUAUUAUUAUUAUUAUUAUUUGUCCCUGGAUCUUCCUACGUCUUGGUGUGCACAUCAACCAGUCAGCAAAGUGUCACAUAUGAAAAAGGUGGCAUAAGAGCAGAGCCAGUUGACGGGGGUUUGACGUCUUUUUAGAUGAAAAAUGUUUUUUGACACCGGAGCACGUGAGCGUGUGCACUCGGCACCCUUUAACAUGUGGGGAGGAUAAGAUGUUUUGUUUAUGUUUUUUUGUUUUUCGAGCACAGCUGUUUUAGUUUCAGGAGGUUAAAAUCCAUUUUUCGAUUCUAUAAACACAGGUAUAAAUUUUUUCCUAAAUUUAUUCGUACGUUCCACAAGUUGUGAUGUCGCAAUCGCACAUAGUCUGCUCUAUUCACGUUACAAAGUUAUUUGUGCUGUUUUUUAGGCUGCUUUUACACUUGCCGUUUUCUAACAUUUCAAGUAAAAAGUCACCGGAUCAUUUGGUCAGUAUUGUUUAAUGCUGGCAUUAUAAUGGUAUCCGAAUGUGUGAACAUACAGGAUAUUACUCACUUCCCUGUUCAUGCUAGUGGUGGCUAAUUAGCUAGAUUGCUCUUCAUUGCUUCUUUUUUGCUUUCGAAAUUCUUUUUUUUUUUCAGCAACAAAGACCAAUAGAUGACUAGGUCUUUGCCUUCACUGUAGCUUUGAAGGCAGAAAAGAAAUCAACCGAAUCUCCUCGUAUUCCUGUAUUUGUUUGAAAGUUCUAUUGUGACCAGAAAAACGUGAAAAGGGGGGGAAAAAAACGUGAGAACGGGCGAAAGCAGCCUAAUUUAUUUACUUAAUAAGCAAUAUUUUGAAACGAGUUGCGCAAUGCCGCGGGCUAUCGACGUUCAAAUAACCGCGAACGGCAAUCGGAUCGGUGUCACCAAACACAGCUCAGGUGAGCACACGUAUACAGGCUUGGCUCUCUUCUUGUACACGUUUUUUGGAGGAUGUUAGUCUUCGCUGUCCAGGAUCGGAUAAUUGGGGUCUAUGGGAAAGAAAUGCAAUUGAGCUAUGUUUGUGCCUUCAAAAGAAACUUUUAUUUGCUGUUUCAUGUCGUAUAUAUAUAUAAAAAGGCAGUAGCACGUAGUUUUAAAGCGUCAACAUAUCGGUGCAGUCGCCGGGGUGCUGGAAGUCAUGACCAGAGUUCCCGUGUAACCGCGUCUGAGAAACAGCAGAGCACAAAUGUGAAAUUGAAUGGAAUGACGCUAAGACUGAAGGCCGUUAUGAGCAGCACUACACUGGGAAGUUAAACAGUGUGCGCUUUCUGAAGGUGUUUUGUUUUAUGUAGAACCUUUAAAGAAUCAGUUUUAACCAGGUAACCUGCUGCUAAGCUUAAGCAGAUCGACAAGAAAUGAUGGAAAGACCUUGCCGGCUCAAACACAGGAAACCGUGUGCUGCUUUGAAUCACUUUCUCUUUAUACAUGCUGAACCGCUGUGGUUUCACCAUUUAGUGAAGAGCGCUGACCUGAAAAUCCAAUCAAACUAUCCUCAGGUUAUCCAGCGUCUGUAGAUCAGAGUGUAGACAGAGUAGGUGUGAGCAUGUCGAUGCAAAUUUGGGCAUCGGGAAUUUUUUCAUGAGAGGAAAAACAAGGGACAUUUACAUGCAACGAAAUAAUCCGUUAGUAACCAGAUCGAAAAGCCCAGAUGGUGUAAACACCUUGAUUGAUCUGAGCGAAACUGAUGCAUUAGCGCUGAUAUAAAACUGAUCGCCACAUGAUCGUACGAUUUGAUUCAUUUCCCGAUUCAGAUUCGAGAAUCAUUUUGUACGUGAGCAACACAAUGCAGCGUUGUGUGUGCGAUGCCUUGAAGUGGAAAGAACUGUUCAGACGUUGAUAAACAGUACAUCUGGAAUAUGUGAUUUGGUUCGAGUUGAAAAAAAGCAUGAAAACAUUCCCACCUGUGGGAUCCGGGGCGUGGUUUUGAAAGUGGGCGUAUUUUUGAGUCGAUAUAUAAAAGCCAUCAGAAACCCAUUUUCUUUGGUCGGCUGAAUAACUGGAGCGAAUCUGAUGUGAUUUUUUUUCGACACGUCCACGUUUAUAGAACCUUUAAAUACAAUUAUUCAGUGUGAAUAGUGUUCAGGUUUGGGUCGAUACGGGUUUAAGGACGAGCCCACCGGUCCACAGACGGCUCUUCCUCCGGGUGCAGGAACCAGCCGUAGAUAUAAAGUCACUUAGUAUUUCUGGUGCGUUAUUUACAUUCAGGUGCCCGAGCAAAAAAAAAAAAAAAAAAGCAAUUUGACUGGCAUUUGAAUGAUUGUUAGAGGUCUACUCCAAUGUUAUGCCAAAACAAACAUCUUUCUAUCUUUCUACAGUGGAGCCCAUCGGCGUGUAUCUCUCUUCCCAUUUUUUAACUCCAUAAAUCGUUUUUCUUUCAGCUGGUAAAGUCUGUUCUUCCUCGGCAGACGGGUAAAGCGAAACCGGCUUCUUUUUGGGGUGUUCUGAAUUUUGUAAUACUCAAGUCUGUUAGCUCUCCAGACACUGAAGGAAGGCUCUGGUGAUAUUUUGCACCACAAGCAUCAUUCCAAUAAAGUUUUACUUGUGUAAAUA